UCGGCGCCGCAGGAAAGAAGGAGAGAGAGGGAGAGAGACUGGAGCAGAAGACACGAAGCCUCAUCUCUGCUCGGAGAUGAAAGACACUUUUAUCACACACUGAACAAUCGGAUCUCACUUGGUGCCGCAAUGUACUUUGGUAAUGUGUGCCACAGCACUCUGCCGCCGCUGGCUCGUCCCACGCUGGGCAGGACCCAGCCCUCUCCUGACCCGAAAGCCCUCCUCCCCCUCCACCUGCUGCCUGGAUUCACUGACAUGGAUCAUAUACAUAAAGCUCUGAUUGGCCCAGGCUUCGGGCUAACGUCACACUUAAUAAGAAAGCCCAGUUCCUGCGGCGUCUGUCGUCUUAGAUUCAACUCUGAGGCUCAGGCGUCCUCCCAUUAUACCGGCACGAAGCAUGCGAAAAAGCUGUUAGCUCUGGACGCCCCAGAUUCAAAGAUCAGGACCUGUGAACCGGUCUCCAAGGAAACUGCAGUCCUGUUGUCAUCGUGCUCACGGCCCUCCAGCUCUGACACAACAUCAGGAGAGCCUUCAUCGCUGAACCCUACCUCAGAAAUGGCACCAUCAACCAGUGGCUCCACUGAAACUGUGAAAGCACCUUCUGACCCUUCCUUGUCACCCAUUUCAAGGAGAACAGAGAAAGAGGCACCAAAAGAUGGAGAGGCAGAAGCUCCAGGAGAGGAGACCGAAGAAGCAAAAGCUAUACGUCUUCUGUACUGCUCUCUCUGCAAGGUGGCUGUCAACUCAGCCUCCCAGCUUCAGGCCCACAACAGUGGCACCAAGCACAAGACCAUGCUCGAGGCCAGAAGUGGCGAUGGAGCCAUCAAAUCCUUCCCCAGGAUGGGGGUCAAAGGCAAGAUGGCUGCACCAUCUGAGUCAUCGACAGGACUCCAGAAUAAAACUUUCCACUGUGAGAUCUGCGACGUGCACGUCAACUCUGAGACUCAGCUCAAACAGCACAUCAGCAGCAGGAGACACAAGGACAGAGCGGCAGGUAAACCAGCCAAGCCUAAAUUCAGCCCCUACACCCUCACCCAGCGUCACCAGAGUUUCCAGGCAAUAAGGCUGACUUUACGAAAGAACCAAGAUCUGACCAAGCCUCUGGCGUCUUGUGUCCUCCAGCGUCAGCUCUCUGUUGCCGCCGCUGCUGCCAUGGCAUCUUUGCCCCCAUUCCCUCUCCCACCUGCAUCAAACUCGAACCCCGCCCUGUUUCACAGUCAAUCCCUCCCCCAGGCCCUGCUUCAUCCGGCACCCGGACCCAUCUGCACAACGCACACAUCUGUUCUGUUUUCCCCCUACUGACCCGGCCGAUGUCUCUAUUGCUUCUGAACUACAGCUAAAAGCAGACAUGGGGCCCGAACAAGAUGUGAUAUAAGCCAGUGCCCUUUGUACUUCACAUGCCAACAGACACCACGGGUGUCACGGACCAGAGUGGGUCAGAUUGAGGUAGCAGAUGGGCGAAAACAGAGUAUUUUGAAAUGUGAGAGAGUGUGUGAAUGCUACCGGGUGCGUGGACAGACAUAUUCAUCACAGAAGUGCAAGUUUUUGCUUUAUAUUGUAGCACUUUUGCUAAUAAUCUUUGACGCAUUAAAGAAAUUCCCUCUCUCGAUAUAUAUAUAUAUAUAUAUAUGUGUGUGUAUAUAUAUAUAUAUAAAACAAAGAUGCAGGAUAGCGAACUUCCAUGAUGAAUAUAUCUGUGUGUGUUUGUACGUGCACAUGAAUGCUAUUCAGAGCAUGCUUAAUUAUUACUUUCCAAUUUAAUAAAAAAUUCCUGGGGACGCUCACAUCAAUUGCACAAUGUUCCUACUUUUCUUUCUGUCUGAGGCUUAAUGCAUCCUCACGAGGUUAUUGUGAAAAUGCUCCAAAAAUGUGCAAUUUAUCAAAUAAAUAAGUGCAA
Messenger RNA from Pundamilia nyererei, 1897 nucleotides. RefSeq names its product zinc finger protein 385D-like. Bases 130 to 1302 code for a protein of 390 amino acids. The record is from RefSeq and is a predicted model, not a curated record. NCBI's taxonomy places the organism in Eukaryota, Metazoa, Chordata, Actinopteri, Cichliformes, Cichlidae. Gene Ontology annotation, cellular component: nucleus. Gene Ontology annotation, molecular function: nucleic acid binding; zinc ion binding. The transcript has 8 exons.